AUGUUCUCUAUCAGCCCCAUCUCCAACCUUUUCGCUGGUCUGUCCUCAGAAGACUUCGCCGAGCGAUACACCCACUACAACGAAAUGGAGAAUAAUGAGACGAUGACUGGCGUUGUUGCAAUACUCAAGAAGGAACUCCACAAUGACGCCCACAAGGUGUUCCUGCCCGAGAACGAACUCAAGACCAUUGCUCUGUCUGAGUUUGCAACCUACAGUGUAAUUGAAGAGGACGAAGAGUACCCUGUCUUUGUCGAGACUCAGAAGCCCCUCAAGUUCUAUCCAGAAAUCUCCACCGAACUAUGGGACGAGAUUUGUCAACGCCAAGAGGAGGCUACAGGUGUCAGUGCCGAGAUUUCCGGUAUCAACUUCGACUAUGGAGCCACCUCCACUUACUGUGUCCCUAUUCAUGGACCUGCUGUGGUUCUGAAGUUCGAGACAGUGGUUGAGCUGCUCCUGCUCCUGUUUCUCAAUAAUAACUAG
Messenger RNA from Yarrowia lipolytica CLIB122, 480 nucleotides. RefSeq lists its product as uncharacterized. The record is from RefSeq and is a predicted model, not a curated record. Lineage: Eukaryota; Fungi; Ascomycota; Dipodascomycetes; Dipodascales.